This is a messenger RNA of Pangasianodon hypophthalmus (striped catfish), 5613 nucleotides long. RefSeq names its product SEC24 homolog C, COPII coat complex component (gene sec24c). NCBI's taxonomy places the organism in Eukaryota, Metazoa, Chordata, Actinopteri, Siluriformes, Pangasiidae. The coding region runs from base 249 to 3986 and encodes 1245 amino acids. The transcript has 25 exons. Gene Ontology annotation, biological process: intracellular protein transport; endoplasmic reticulum to Golgi vesicle-mediated transport; COPII-coated vesicle cargo loading. The record is from RefSeq and is a predicted model, not a curated record. Gene Ontology annotation, cellular component: endoplasmic reticulum exit site; COPII vesicle coat. Gene Ontology annotation, molecular function: zinc ion binding; SNARE binding.
ACAAAGUUGCUGUACUUCCGGCGCGAAUGUCACCGCGGUGCUAAUGCGACGGCUGGCGAAAUUGAGGUGGAAGAAAGGGAUUAACCAGAGCUAGUGGCGAUACUGAUUCAGGAAGGUGACAUUUGUGCUUUUAUUUACGAAAAAAAAAAUACACGGAGAUCUCAGUGAUCGACUAAAAGGAGCAGUUUCCCUGCCGGCUCGGUUAUUUACACAUCUGUCUAGAUCGGAGAUUUAGGGAUGAACUGAAAAUGAAUGUCAACCAGCAACCUCACAUGGCCUCUCCUUAUGGACAGCCGCAGUCCGGCUACCAGGGCUACCCGCAGUCUGGUUAUGGGGGUCAGCAGAUGCCCGGGGGUUAUGCAGCCCCGUAUGCUCCCUACAACGGGCCUGCCUCUAAUUACCAAACAGGCCCACCUCAAGGAUAUUCUCCUUAUGCAAGCUUUCCCUCUAAGGCUUUUGCAGCAAACUUAGUCUCUGACCUGUCCUCUUCCUCUCCUCUUGACUUAGGUGUGAGAGGACCCCCCACCACCGGUGCACCCCCAGCGUCUGCAGCUCAGCCGUAUUCACAGUUUGGGACGAGUGACAUACAGAAUGGACCACCAUCUAUGGGUGCCCCUCCACAAAGGCCAUCUGUGUCUCAGCCGUACACUCAAGGAGCAGUGAACUUGUCAGGUCCUCAGCCUGCAUACAACCAGCAGUUUGGUGCCCCACCCACCAGUAUGCAGCAGGUGACCAAUCAGAUGGCAGGCAUGCAGGUUGGGUCCACUGUACCCUCUUCAGCUGGGCCAGGCUAUGCUCAACCUGCCAUCUCCCAGGCUCCUGUUUCAGCCCCUCCAUCCUCUUUUGCCCCCACGUCUCCUGUCCCCACUCGGCCCCCGGCCACCUCUGGUGCACCUCAUACAGCAGCUCAGUCCUACUACGGAGCUCCUCCUGCUCAGCAACCAUUCCCAGCUACAGCUCCGCCAUUCUCCUCUGCGCCUGGUCCCACCCAGCUCCCACCUCCACCCUUGGCUUCACAGCAGACUUUCAGUCAGGCCUCUCCUCUAUCACAGCCUCAGUUUUCUUCAGCUCCACCUACGGGCCCUACGGCAUCAUAUGGAGGCCCACCUCCACCAGUGCAGGCUACUCACCCUAGAGCACCCCUUCCCACUUCCCAGCCUUCAGCUUUCUCCGGAGGGCCUCCACCCAGCUCUGCCCCAUCCCAAUACCCAGCAGUCUUGCCCCCUGCAUCACAGCCCUCCGCAUUCCACUCAGGUCCUCCUCCACCCACCACUGCUGCUGGAUUUCCACCCCAAGCAGGUGCACCUCCCAGGCCUCCAUACUCAGGCAUGCAGGGUCCUCCUAUGGCCUCUCAGGGACCUCCAAUGUCCCAAGCGAACCAUGUGACUCCUCCACAGCCUGGGAUGUUGCAUGGACCCAGCACUCCCGGAAUGGCACCACCACAGCCAGGGAUGCAGGGCUAUCCACCUCAGCAGAACGGUGCUUUUGGGCAAGUGAGAGCUCCUCAACCUGGCUAUGGUGGACCAUAUUCUGGGCAGCAAGGUUAUCCAGCUCCGCCCCCUGCACAAGCCCCUCCUCCUGCAACGAAGAGACUUGACCCAGACUCCAUCCCCAGCCCGCAAGCCUCUGACAUACCGCCUGUGCAGAAAACAAGACAUAGAAUAGACCCAGACGCUAUUCCCAGCCCAAUUCAGGUGAUUGAGGAUGACAAGGCAAACAAAGGCAGUGAGCCUUUUGUCACUGGGGUCAGAGGUCAAGCCCCACCCCUCGUCACUACCAACUUCCAUGUUAAAGAUCAAGGGAAUGCAAGUCCACGUUUCAUCCGUUGCACAGCCUAUAACAUGCCAUGUACCUCGGACAUGGCCAAACAAUCCCAGGUGCCGCUGGCUGCAGUGAUCAAACCGCUGGCUGCUCUGCCUCCUGAUGAGAACCCUCCUUAUGUAGUGGAUCAUGGGGAAAGCGGUCCUAUUCGCUGUAAUCGCUGUAAGGCUUACAUGUGUCCCUACAUGCAGUUCAUCGAGGGUGGAAGACGCUUCCAGUGUAGCUUCUGCAGCUGCGUCACGGAAGUGCCUCCCCAUUAUUUCCAGCAUCUGGACCACACAGGGAAGCGUGUAGACUGCUACGACCGACCCGAGCUGUCCCUGGGCAGCUAUGAGUUUGUAGCCACGGUGGAUUAUUGUAAGAACAACAAGAUUCCUCAGCCUCCAGCCUUCAUCUUCUUAAUUGAUGUGUCAUACAAUGCUGUGAAAAGUGGCAUGGUGAGGAUUGUAUGCCAGGAGCUUAAGACCCUGUUGGACUAUUUGCCCAGAGAGAACCCUGAUAUGGAGUCCAAUAUACGAGUAGGUUUUGUAACCUACAACAAAGUGCUGCACUUCUAUAAUGUGAAGGCUUCUCUGGCCCAACCUCAGAUGAUGGUGGUCUCAGAUGUUGCAGACAUGUUUGUACCCUUGUUGGACGGAUUCCUUGUCAAUGUCUCGGAGUCCAGGGUUGUCAUUGAGAGUUUGCUGGAUCAGAUCCCUGAGAUGUUUGCUGACACACGAGAAACAGAGACAGUGUUUGGCCCUGUUAUCCAAGCUGGACUGGAAGCUCUUAAGGCUGCAGACUGCGCUGGAAAGCUGUUUGUCUUCCACACAUCUCUGCCCAUUGCUGAGGCUCCAGGCAAGCUGAAGAACAGGGAAGACAAAAAACUGGUGGGCACAGACAAAGAAAAGACUUUAUUCCAGCCACAAGUGAGCUUCUAUGGCAACCUGGCGAAGGAUUGUGUGGCACAGGGCUGUUGUGUGGAUCUCUUUCUGUUCCCUAAUCAGUAUGUAGACGUGGCAACAUUAGGGGUGGUACCCAUUUCAACAGGAGGUUCCAUCUACAAAUACACCUAUUUCCAGGCCCAGUCUGACCAGGAACGGUUUCUGAACGAUCUGAGGAAAGAUGUGCAGAAGCAGGUGGGCUUUGAUGCAGUGAUGAGGGUCCGCACAAGCACUGGUAUCCGGGCCACAGACUUUUUCGGUUCGUUCUACAUGAGCAACACCACAGAUGUAGAGCUGGCGUGUCUGGACUGUGAUAAAACCAUCACAGUGGAGUUCAAACAUGAUGACAAGCUCAGUGAGGAGACUGGUGCACUAAUCCAGUGUGCUGUGCUGUACACCAGUUGUGCUGGUCAGAGGCGACUGCGGAUCCACAACAUGGCAGUGAACUGCUGUUCACAGCUGGCUGACUUGUACAGGAACUGUGAAACAGACACCAUCAUCAACUUCUUUGCUAAGUAUGCGUACCGCAGUGUACUGAGCAACCCUACCAAGAAUGUGCGAGACAGUCUGAUGAACCAGUGUGCCCAGAUCCUGGCCUGCUAUCGCAAGAAUUGUGCUAGCCCAUCUUCAGCUGGACAGCUGAUCCUCCCUGAGUGCAUGAAGCUGCUUCCCGUGUAUCUCAACUGUGUACUGAAGAGUGAUGUUCUGCACCCUGGAGCAGACGUCUCCUUAGAUGAUCGCGCCUAUCUGAGACAGCUGGUCAGCGCCAUGGAUGUGGCAGAGAGCCAUGUGUUCUUUUACCCACGGCUGCUUCCAGUGCACAAGUUGGACGUGGAGAGUGAUGUGCUGCCUGUGGCAAUCAGGGACUCUGAAGAGAGGCUGUCUAAAGGGGGUAUUUACCUGCUGGAGACUGGCCUGAACCUUUUCCUUUGGGUGGGGGUCAACACCCAGCAGGAGCUUCUCCAAAACAUCUUUGGCACCCCUGCUUUCAGCCAGAUCGAUCCUAACAUGACGUCUUUGCCAAUAUUGGAUAAUCCAUACUCAAAGAGGCUGAGGGAGAUUAUUGAGUCUUUCCGCACACAGCGCUCUCGCUACAUGAAGCUGGUGGUGGUGAAGCAGGAAGACAAACUUGAGCUCAUCUUUAAGCAUUUCCUUGUGGAGGACAAAAACAACAGUGGCGGGGCUUCUUAUGUGGACUUCUUGUGUCACAUGCACAAGGAGAUUCGCACACUUCUUAGCUAGGACAGCUCCCUUUGCCCUUUUUAUUUGACAAACCAGUUCUGUCCUCCUGUCAUUUCCCUUCCUCUAAUGUAAUGUUCUAUAAAGUGCAGGAGGAAGAUCAGUUUCUCUCUGUGCUCUGUCGCAUUCUGGUGUCUGUCCUUGAUUUGGUUUUGGGGGGGAAGUUGCGAGGUGUGUGUGUGUGUGUGUGUGUGUGUGUGUGUGUGUGUGUGUGUGUGUGUGUGUGUGUGUGUGUGUGUGUGUGUGUGUGUGUGAGAGAGAGAGAGAGAGUGUGAGUGAAUUAGAGAGAAUGUUGGUGUGCAUGAAUCGACAUAUGUAACGGAUGCUAUUGAUAUUUCCCACCACUUCCUGAUAUAGUAACAGAUUAUCCAGCACAGCUGCUGUAAGGAUCACUUUAUUCCGAACAAAAACUUAAGUGCAGAAUUAACAAUGUGUUAAUCAAAAUGCAGGAUAAUAGGCUUUAAAAGUGUGUGCAUGUGUGUGGACUGAGAGUGCGGGAACACUGGCACUGUAUGUGGUAGUAGACAGCAUUAACGAUUGAACCCGAUUUUCUGAAAAAGAUCCCGACGAAUAGAAAUGAAAAUUUCCAAAUAACUUAUUGUUUCCUCCAUUUAAUUUUUGUUGUCGUGGAUGUUUUGUUCAUUCAGUCCUUGUGUUUCAUUUUCCACCAUGGCCUUACUGACCCAUCUCUCCAUUUCUCACCCAUUUCUCUGCUGGUCUUUGUGUUGUUUUUUUGUUUUUUUUUCCGUUAUCAUUUAUUGUAAUCGUUAUUGGUUUUUAGAGUGUGCAGAAACCCUUUGACUGAUGGAUUAUUUGGGAAGCAGAGUGUUUAAGUGUGCUGUUCGCUGUCCAUACAUCUAACUCUUCAGAUAUAACACUCACUCUAAAAUUCUAUGCAUCAGAUUAGCUAUGGAUGGAGGAACAUGGAACCAACAAGCCUAAUGUCUAAGUUAAGAGGGAACAGAAUGCGUGCUGAAUUAACAGGGCACGCCUGAAGCUGUGUUACAAUGUGAGCAUUGAGAACAGAUGAAGAAUUCUCCUAUUGUGGAGAGGGUAUGGGGCCUAUCAGAAAGCUCUCUGACUGGGCUGGAUGAUGUAGUUCAGAUUAGCCAGCUGGACGGGAGUUUAUGCAGUCGAGCUUUUCUUAAUGAGGAUGGAGACUGUAGUCCAGAUGGCAGCCAUCUUCAAAGAAAGCUUCAGGACCUGGGCUUAUAUUACAGGAACAGCUACACAUACUGUUUCUGAUGUCUCCAGAUUUUCUGUUGUUACUCUUUUUUCCUUUUACUUUCACUGUAUGAUCAAGUGCUAACCUGUACCAUGAAUCAUUAUGUACCAUUUUACAAUCCAAUAUUCAUUUCUAAAUGUUUUGAAGGUUAGAAUCCUGGAGCAGGCAGAGUCAGGCGCAGACAUCGGCACUGGCUUCUUGUCCGCCCUGGUCUUGUCUUUCUAGUGAAAUAACCUUUGUACAGUGAAAGCAUAUGGCAAGAGUAGCUGGAGAGAUUUAGAACUGCCGAUUUCUAACCGUUUUCAAGCAUGUGUAGGAUUGUGACCUGAAAAGCAAUCAACACUGAAUACCUUGUCAUCACAUGUAUUUACAUGUACAGAAUUAAAAAUCACAUUUUAAACAUGA